AUAUUUUCAACUCAUAAUUAAGAGUUUCAAUGACAAAACCACAAGGGUAAUUUCACUAUAUAUAUAGCCAGUGACCACUUCAUUAUUCAGAGCCUUUCUCCAUAAUUAAGAAAUAGUGUCCUUUGUGUCCUUUUUUCUAUUGUCCUCACAAACAUGGGUCGCCAUUUUUGUUCUUUAAAGCAAAAACUAAGAAAAGGUUUAUGGUCCCCUGAAGAAGAUGAGAAGCUUUUCAAUUACAUAACCAUGUUUGGUGUCGGAUGUUGGAGUUCAGUUCCUAAACUAGCUGGGUUGCAAAGAUGUGGAAAGAGUUGUAGAUUGAGAUGGAUCAACUAUCUGAGACCUGAUUUGAAGAGAGGAAUGUUCUCAAAACAAGAGGAAGAUCUUAUUAUCAAUCUUCAUGAAGCACUUGGAAAUAGGUGGGCUCAAAUUGCAGCACAAUUACCAGGUAGAACGGAUAAUGAGAUUAAAAACUUUUGGAAUUCAAGUUUGAAGAAGAAACUAAUGAAACAAGGGAUUGAUCCAGCUACACAUAAACCCUUCAUCAAUAAUAUUGAAUCUCUUAUAAAGGAAGAGAAGGAAAAACCAUCAAUGAUAAUGCCACUGUCUCACUCUCAACCUCAAAGAAUUCUAGCUACACACACAAUGCUAGAAUCCUCACAUGACUACUCAGAAUCCCUUCUAAUGAGUGAUUUGAUUAAUCACUAUAAUAUUGGUGGAUUAGCUUUAACAGAAGCUUCAAGAAUAUUUCUUAUGAAUAAUCCAACAUUGGAUUUUGAUCCAUUAUACUACAAUUCAAGUUUGAUAAAUUAUUAUCAGCCAAGUCUAUUACAAUUUGAACAGAAUCAGUUUGGAAACAAUUCAAGCUAUUUCUUCUCUUCAAUGCCUUGUCUAAAUAGUUCAGAAUUUUCAGACAACAUCAACAACUCAGUUUCAAAAUUUAGUUCUCCUUUGGUGAAUGAAAGUUCAAGCAAUAGUACUUCAACCAUGAGUGAUUAUUAUCAAAUUAGCAACAUGAUUAAUGAAAAUGCAGGUGGAUUAAUCUCAUGGGAAGGUGAAGAAUUCAUCAACAAGACAAGUUCAUGGCAAGAAGGACAGUUGCUGAGUCAUAAUAAUUCAAUAGAUUUCAGUACAUAUCCUUUAACGUCACUGUCAGAAGAUCUAAGUAAUAUUGAAGCUAAUUUUGAUGUAUUUCACCAUUUAUGAACUGUUUUUUUGUUCAACUUUUUCCCUUGUUGGUGAAACAAAGUAGGAAAAAUAUAUAGUAAGAUGUUGAUAGCAUAGGAAAUUUCUAGCAAAAGAUUAGAGAAUAUUAUGAUGAUUCCCCUCUUUCCCUCACCAUAUGAUUAUUUUCUCCUAUAUUGAUGUGUUUUGUUUUC
Messenger RNA from Medicago truncatula (barrel medic), 1376 nucleotides. RefSeq names its product transcription factor MYB61. The record is from RefSeq and is a predicted model, not a curated record. The transcript has 3 exons. Lineage: Eukaryota; Viridiplantae; Streptophyta; Magnoliopsida; Fabales; Fabaceae. The coding region runs from base 154 to 1203 and encodes 349 amino acids.